AAGAAGUGGCAGAAACCCAAACUCGGAUCCUCACUGCUGGGGUGUUGUGGCCAGGCGGGUUUGGCCUAUCUCCGGCGCUAGUGUUGGGCUCAGGAAGUAGUGGAAAGGGAGGGUGGGGUGAAGUCUCUGUGGAGCCCGCAGGGUUCGCAAUGAAGAGGAUUUGGGGGUUCGGGAAGGAGAGGGGCGUGUCGCCCUUGGGCUCCACUUCUGGCUUGCAGAGGCAGGGCAGGGGCAUUGGGCAGAAGAACAAUAGAAUUGACAACUUGCUGCUGGGUUACCAUGUCCAAGAAACAGAUCUCAGAAAGAUCCACAAGGCUGCUUGCGUGGGCAACGCAGAGCAAGGGCAACAGAUUCUGUUCUUCGGGGAAAUGGCGUGGAUGAACAGGACUUCUCUCCAUUUGGCCUGUGCCAAUGGCCAUCCAGAAGUGGUGACCCUCCUAGUAGAGAGGAAAUGUCAUCUUAACUUCUGUGAUCAUGAAAACAGGACAGCUCUCAUGAAGGCCGUACAGUGCCAGGAAGAGAAAUGUGUAAACAUACUAUUGGAAAAUGGUGCCUAUCCAAAUAUUAGGGAUAUGAGUGGCAACCCUGCUCUCCACUAUGCGGCCUUUGGUGAUAAUAUAUCCAUAACAGGGAAGCUGCUGCUGUACAAUGCGAAUACUGAAGCAAGAAAUAAG
Messenger RNA from Panthera uncia (snow leopard), 674 nucleotides. RefSeq names its product ankyrin repeat domain-containing protein 26-like. Gene Ontology annotation, molecular function: protein binding. Lineage: Eukaryota; Metazoa; Chordata; Mammalia; Carnivora; Felidae. The annotation marks the transcript as partial. The record is from RefSeq and is a predicted model, not a curated record. The transcript has 3 exons.